ACCGUCACCACCACCGUCACCACAACAACAACCACCACCACUACCACUGUCACCACCACCACUGUCGUCACCACCACCACCACCGCCGCCAUGGUGGAGCGCGCCCUGCUGCUGGGCGAGCCGGGGAUCACCAAGUCUGUGCUACACGCAGGCAGGGGGGAACUGCCCCAGUACGCGGAUGGCACCAAGGUGACGUUCCACUACCGCACGCUGCACGAAGGCAACGGCAGCGGCGGGGAGGAGAAUGCGGAGGGCGGAGCCACGCGCACGCUGGUGGACGACAGCCGCUGUGGGCCCAAGCCCAUGGAGCUCAUCGUGGGAAAGAAGUUCAAGCUGAGCGUGUGGGAGACGCUGCUCAGCUCCAUGAGGCUCGGAGAGGUGGCGGAGUUCUGGUGCGACGUGCAGCACGUGGGCCUGUACCCGACGGUGUCCCGCAGCCUGAGGAACAUCGCCGAGGGUCGCGAUGCCCUCGAGGGCCAGCGGCACUGCUGCGGGAUGGCCCAGAUGCACGACCGUCGCUCGCUGGGCCACACCGACCUUGACGAGCUGCAGCGCCACCCGCGGCCGCUCAUCUUCAUCCUCGACGUCCUCAAGGUGGAAGAGCCGGGGGCGUACCGCCCAGAGACGUGGGCCAUGAGCGACGGGGAGAAGAUGGACGCCGUGCCCCUGCUGCACGAGGAAGGGAACGCCGCGUUCGGACGCGGGGAGCACGCUGAGGCCGCCGCCAAGUACUACGAAGCCAUCGUGUGCCUCAAGAACCUGCAGAUGAAGGAGCGUCCCGGUGAUGAACAUUGGCUGCGUCUGGACCUGAUGAUCAACCCCCUCCUGCUCAACUACUGCCAGUGCAAGCUGCUCAUUGGGGACUUCUAUGAAGUCAUCGAGCACACGAGCAGCAUCAUCAACAAAUAUGACGACAACGUGAAGGCGUACUUCAAGCGAGGCCGUGCCCACUCGGCCGUCUGGAACGAGCGAGAGGCUCGCUCCGACUUUGACCGCGUGUCCGCCCUGGAGCCCGCGCUGGGCAGGGCCGUGCGGCGGGAGCUGCAGGCGCUGGAGCAGCGCCUCCAGCUGAAGAAUGAGGAGGACCGCCAUCGCUACAGGGGGCUGUUCAACUAGG
Molecule: messenger RNA, 1117 nt
Organism: Petromyzon marinus (sea lamprey)
Lineage: Eukaryota; Metazoa; Chordata; Hyperoartia; Petromyzontiformes; Petromyzontidae
Gene: AIP
Product: AHR interacting HSP90 co-chaperone
Molecular function (GO): protein binding; peptidyl-prolyl cis-trans isomerase activity
Source: RefSeq, a predicted model, not a curated record